Messenger RNA from Loa loa (African eye worm), 603 nucleotides. RefSeq lists its product as hypothetical. The record is from RefSeq and is a predicted model, not a curated record. The transcript has 2 exons. NCBI's taxonomy places the organism in Eukaryota, Metazoa, Nematoda, Chromadorea, Rhabditida, Onchocercidae. The coding region runs from base 1 to 603 and encodes 200 amino acids.
AUGCAUCCCGCGCAUACCAAAAUUAAAACACGGAAGCUGAGAACGAAAGAGCAACCAAUAAGGUCAGGAGCUAUCGAGGUUGUUGGAAGGAAAAACAUUAUCAUGAAAGAUACGCAUGGUGAAACGAUACGUGUUGUAGCAACAAUCCGGAAAGGAGGAGAUGAUAAUCUGCUUGCAAAUGUAACAGCCAAUAAAUAUCCGGCUGUUAAGCAUGAUAAAUUGAUAAGCAAAUUAACCAAGAAACCAAUGGGAAGUGUUAUGGAAACAUGGGAAGAUCACUUUGGAAAUAAAGUUACAUUAACAGAUGAUUUGAAGAAGUUAAAAGUUACAACAGAAGAAGCAUUACGUAAAAAUGAAGAUAAGGAAGUGAUGGAGAAACGUGUAAAACACGCGGCUAGAAUGGUUGCUAUUUCAAGACAAGAAGCAAAGUACAAGAAGGAAUUGAAGAAUAAAAUGAUGAAAUUCGAAACUAAACAGAUGGAUCAUAGCAAACUUUUCAAUUUACUUAAAGCUUCCAAAAAGGAUGAAUUGGAUGUACAGUACACACAAUGUUAUAUUUUGUGUUUAUUAAUUAACACAUUUACUUAUUCACAUCUUCAUUAA